GUAAUCACGAUAAUGUCGGUUUCAGUAGCAACUCCAAAUGACUCUAAACGUGAAGUAAUAAAUACUCUGAAAAUAUAAGCAAAAAAAUACCAUUUUCUGUGAGGAAUAUUGUCUUUUGUUAGUAUAAAUAAAUACACGCUAUAUUUCGUAGUGAAUUAUUAAAUAAACGACGAUGUCUGACUUGGAUAAUAGAAAUAAUUCCAAUAACAGUACAUGUGACCGUGACAGAGAUCAAAGAGGCAAAAAAGAUCGUCGUUUUAAUAACGACUACAAAAGAAAUCGGGGUUCAUACCAUGGCGGAUACCAAAAAGAUUUUGGUAAGAGACCAUUCAAACGCAACUGGUCGAACAAUCAAAAUGACGGAAAGAGGAAAAAAUUGGAAGUUGGUAGACGACUGAAAGAACAUGAAGUCGGCAUUACAGAAUUUAUAGGUAGUGAAGGAUUUUUUGGUGUAAUUAAAGAAAGAUACACAGACUUUCAUGUCAAUGAAAUUACGCUUGAUGGAGAAACAGCUAAAUUGACUAAUCAAGACAUGCCAGAAGACCCUAAAGAAGAUCAGAAUAUUGAAGAUCUGCAGCAUAGUAUACCAGAUAAGAUAUGGGAUCUGCUGCAGGCAUUAAAAGACCCAGUAUGUUCUUCUAUAAAGAUAGAUGUAACAAAUAUGGAUAAAAAUCAACGCAGAGCAAUUCAUACUAUUGCUAAAAAACUAACAAAUGUUAUUAGUCAAACUGUUGACAAAGAAACUAAAAAGAUCAUGGUGAUUGUACCAGAUAAACAGGAUAACAGUAGUAGUCAUAAUAUUCGAAGGGAUAAUAGGGUAGACUGGAAAAAGCGUGGUGAAUAUUGUUACUUUGUACUGCACAAAGUGAAUAUGGAUACGAUGGAUGCUUUGAAUCAGUUAGCUAUGAACUUACGUAUAAAAUCAAAUAAUUUUAAUUAUGCUGGGACAAAAGAUCGUAGGGCAUGGACAACUCAGUGGGUUAGUUUGAGAAGGAUGGAACCAUUGGAUAUAUUGAGAGCAGCAAAAAAUGUACGAGGAGCUUAUGUGGGAAACUUUAAAUUUAUGAAAAAACCUUUAAAACUAGGUAUGCUCAAUGGCAAUCACUUCAGGAUUGCUCUGAGAAAUGUUAAUGGAACAGAUGAGCAAAUUGAGCAAACAAUGAUUUCUUUGAGAGACCAUGGUUUCAUUAAUUAUUAUGGUCUACAGAGAUUUGGUACUGUGGCUGCUAUUCCAACUUAUGACAUAGGGAAAGCUCUCCUUCAGGGUAAAUGGAAUGAAGCAAUCGAACUAAUUUUGAAACCUAGAGAAGGGGAACAAGAUAGAGAUUUAGCAGAAGCUAGGAAGGUAUAUGCAUCCACCAAGGAUGCAGCUACUGCCUACAAGAAGAUUAGAAGAUACGACAAAAUAGAAGCUACACUUUUAAAGGGCAUUUGUAUAUCUGGAAAUAAUAAUCCCCAAGGAGCCUUAGAUGCAAUACCAAGGAAUGCUCGCUUAAUGUAUAUUCACGCGUACCAAAGCUUUGUGUGGAAUCACAUGGUAUCAAGAAGAAUAAAGGAAUUCGGAAGGAAGCCUGUAGCAGGAGAUUUAGUAUACGAAAAUAAUACUAAACAAAAUGAUAACGAUAGCGAUACUGCUAAUGAUAAUGAUAAUGAAAACUUCGUGUAUGUUAAUGAAAAUGAAGUUAAGACUGAGGAUAAUACGGAGUCUAAUGAAAAAACAAUUAAACAGGAAGCAAAAGAUGUGCUCCAAGAAGAUGUUAAUGAACAUGAAACUGAAACUGAGGAUAAUACAGAGUCUAAUGAAAAAACAAUUAAACCGGAAGCAGAAGAUGUUAAUGAAAAUGAAGUUGAGGCUGAAAAUAAUACAGAGCCCGAUGAAAAAACAAGUGAACAUAAACAUGAAGCAAAAGAUGUGCUGAGAGAAGGUGAAAUGACUGAAGUACCUAUGGAAACGUCUUCUUCGAUUAAAGAAGUAACAGAUGCUACAGAGUGUUGUUUAAAAAUAAACGAAAAUGUUGCAGAUAGUAAUACUACUAACGAGAAAGAUGACAAUGAAGACUUGCUUAAUCUUCCAACAGUAAAGAUUCUUACAGAGGAAGAUUUGCCGAACUAUACUCUGGCAGAUGUAUUAAUGCCUCAGGUUGGCUGGAAAGUCACGUACCCGCUGUACGCUAAAUCCUGGUAUGACGAGUUUUUAACAAAGGAUGGACUGACUACAGACCUUAGACAAAAGAAUAAAAAAUAUAGCUUAGGUGGAGCUUAUAGAAAAAUACUGCAAGUUCCUACGAAUUUAUCUUGGAAAACAAUGCAUUAUAAAGAAAAGCACAGUGAUCUUAUUAUGUGUGACAUUGAUGAGAUUAGAAAGUCAUCGCCUCCAAAAGAUGAACCAGAAGGGCAAUAUAAAGCUUUGAUUAUUGAGAUGUCUUUAAAAUCGUCUACGUAUGCAACAAUGGCUUUGCGUGAGAUUUUGAAAUACGAUACUUCUGCGCAAGCGCAGGCUGCCCAAUCUGCUGCAUGUAACCCGGACCCGGAGAAUGCUAAUACCUCAAAGAAUAUUACUGAAAAUGUAAAUAUAUGUUCUUUGCAAGAUACAAAUAAGAACGUUGAUGAAGGAAAGAGUUUGGAAUUAGAAGCAAAGCAAUCAAAUGAUUCCAAUACACUAAAACAAAGUGAACAGGAUGAUGGUAAAAUGGAAAUGUCCAAUGCAGUAUAG
This is a messenger RNA of Dufourea novaeangliae, 2713 nucleotides long. RefSeq names its product pseudouridylate synthase 7 homolog (gene Pus7). Bases 173 to 2713 code for a protein of 846 amino acids. The transcript is spliced from 6 exons. Lineage: Eukaryota; Metazoa; Arthropoda; Insecta; Hymenoptera; Halictidae. Gene Ontology annotation, biological process: pseudouridine synthesis. Gene Ontology annotation, cellular component: nucleus. Gene Ontology annotation, molecular function: pseudouridine synthase activity; RNA binding. The record is from RefSeq and is a predicted model, not a curated record.